CCAAAAAUAUUCCAUGUACAUGAAACACACAUUUCAACAACCAACUUAAACAAUCCUCUUACUAACUUUAAAACCCUCAAAGUUUUAAUCAACUCCAACCAACUUCAACAUCUACCUCAUUUAUCACACACACACAAAAAUUUCUCUCUUUUUUUUUUCUCCAAAUAUGUCUAAAAAUAAUGUGAGAAAACAAGUUUUAGAAAGGAGCACAAAUUUCAAAGAUACACAAAAAAUAUUGAACCAAAGUUUUUUCCAUAAUAGAAAUAACAACCUCAAGAAAGUGUACCCUAUAGGGCUUCAAAAAAGCACUUCUUCACUAUCUUUAUCUUCAGUUUCAUUAUCUUUGUCACAAAACUCAAAUGACUCUUCUCAAGCUGAUUCUUUGACUCCUUUGGAUGAAAAGAUUUCAUUGGCACUUCGUUUGAUUUCUGCUUCAUCACAUGAAAGAAGAGAAUCAACCGUUGCUAAAACUAUACAACAACAACAACAGUCAAGUCCAGUAGUGAUCACUGAGCCAGGGGAAUUGAAAAGAUGCAAUUGGAUCACAAAAAAUAGUGAUAAGCUAUACAUAGAAUUUCAUGAUGAGUGCUGGGGAGUUCCAGCUUAUGAUGACAAUAAAUUGUUUGAGCUGCUUGCAAUGUCUGGUUUGCUCAUGGAUUACAAUUGGACAGAAAUUAUUAAAAGAAAGGAACCACUUAGAGAAGUUUUUGCUGGAUUUGAUCCUUACAUUGUUGCCAAAAUGGAAGAAAAGGAAAUCAUAGAGAUAGCAUCAAACAAAGCACUUUCUUUAGCUGAUAGUAGAGUUAUGUGCAUUGUUGACAAUGCCAAAUGCAUAAUGAAGGUUGUUAGAGAAUGUGGAUCAUUUAGUAGCUACAUAUGGGGUUUUGUUAAUCACAAACCAAUAAUAAACAAAUACAAAUACCCAAGAAAUGUGCCACUAAGGAGUCCAAAAGCAGAGGCACUUAGCAAGGACAUGGUAAAACGUGGAUUUCGAUUUGUAGGACCAGUGAUAGUGCACUCUUUUAUGCAAGCUGCAGGGUUAACCAUUGAUCAUCUUGUGGAUUGUUAUAGACAUAGUGAAUGUGUAAGCCUAGCAGAAAGACCUUGGAGGCAUAUCUAACAUACAUACACUCAUUCAAUUUCGCAAUUUUCAAUUUGGUUUUGUUAGUGCAAUUACUCAAUUUUCCAAACAUGUUGAGCAAAUACUCUUUCCGACCAUUAUUAUAAGCAAAGAUUCUCUUUUUAGGUUCAGUAAAUAAUGAAUGUAUUUGGUCUACUAUGUAGACCAGAUACACUCAUUACUCAAUGAACUUUAAAAAGAGAAUAUUUGCUUAUAAUAUUAGUCAAGAAUGACACUAAUGUUGUAAUUUGUAUAAUUUCUAUUUUUUCUUGUAUAUUUUGGGUUUUGGUUUUGAGUUGUGAUAUACAAACAUAAAAAUUGACACAUUAUCCUUGACAUCAUAUAUUUUCUUGGAGCUAUAUAAUCAAAUUAUUCUUUA
Messenger RNA from Vicia villosa (hairy vetch), 1499 nucleotides. RefSeq lists its product as uncharacterized. Gene Ontology annotation, molecular function: DNA-3-methyladenine glycosylase activity. The transcript has 5 exons. The record is from RefSeq and is a predicted model, not a curated record. Gene Ontology annotation, biological process: base-excision repair. Bases 167 to 1120 code for a protein of 317 amino acids. Lineage: Eukaryota; Viridiplantae; Streptophyta; Magnoliopsida; Fabales; Fabaceae.